UUUUUAAUUGGUGGCGCGUUCGCGUAGUGCCGAGCGCCCGACGUGAUUUUUUUUUUUCUCGAUUGGAUGCAUACGUUGUGCUGGCGGCUCCAAGCAGGGUACGCGCGCGUGUCCUGUGGUAGUCGUCGUAAUUUUGGAACAUAUAACAUAAUGCCCCGAGUAUCGGUGUCCGAUACGCUGGCCACCUGCUAUCUCCGGCGGCUGCGUGAGCGUCCUGGCGACGCUGGAAUUGCCUCAUUGAAGCUGCUGGAGGGGCUGAAAGGGUGGGACUUGGUGGAGAAGCUGCAUUCUAUCGGCGUCGCCAAUCCUGGGGAGCUGGCGAGGUUGCUUGAGGAAGAAGACCCAUUUGAGGGGCCUCUACUGCUGCACGUCAUUUUUCGAACGUGGUUUCAGUGCCCGGCCACCGAAGCAGAUCGGUUCUCGUUGCCCGACAUCCGAGACCACGAGCGGGAGAAGGAUUUCAAGUCGGGGGAGGGGUUCAUCUACUACCAGCACCUGAGGAAAGCGGGGGGCACGGGGUUCUGCGAGAUGGCCGGCAGGCGAGAGAGGCAGCGGAGGAACAUGCCGGCGCGAGAGGUACCGAAAUACCACUGCAUGCCGGACAACAGGGGUGCCAUGGCGACCCCGCCGUGGUCUGACAAGCACUUCCUGCUGGAGAAGAUGAAAAAAAACGGCCACCGCAUCACUGCCAACGAGUGGGAUGCUUUCCCCAAGUCUCACCUCACCCUGCCGGGGGCUGUCUUUGUGACAACCUUCAGCCAGUACCGGUUCGAGCACGUGGAGCACCGGGACGGUUCCGACCCGAAGAAAGAGCGCAUGCCGUUCGACGUGUGGUACAAACGGAUGAGGCCGUACAUUAUGGGGGACAACUACUACGUGAAGACUUUCUGCGGCAAGCCGAACCCGCCCGCUGAGAAGCUCAUGCAGGUCACCUGGGAGGACCUCAAGAUGGCGAUGGAGAUUCUUCGAAUGUUCAACCUCAUCUUGGUCCUGGAGUUUGUCGACGAUGAGAUGUGGGCGUUGGAGGAAGCUUUGGGCUGGACCCAGGCACGGAAACAGGUGAGUGUGUGUGUCAUACAUGACGCGGCGAGUUCGGGGACAAUAGGUAGCGACAGGUAGUAUCGUCGUGGCCCUCAAGCGGUACAUACAUGACGCCGCUAUCACCGCACAUGACUACCCCGUUUCUCCACACAUGAGAGCCGAGCGCCGGUGUGAAUCCCCUCCUCCCCCUCGAAGCCGCGAAUCAGUUCG
This is a messenger RNA of Ectocarpus sp. CCAP 1310/34, 1251 nucleotides long. NCBI's taxonomy places the organism in Eukaryota, Phaeophyceae, Ectocarpales, Ectocarpaceae. The record is from the annotation of a GenBank genome assembly.